Molecule: messenger RNA, 2185 nt
Organism: Nicotiana attenuata
Lineage: Eukaryota; Viridiplantae; Streptophyta; Magnoliopsida; Solanales; Solanaceae
Product: protein MICRORCHIDIA 1-like
Exons: 18
Coding region: 181-2070 (629 amino acids)
Cellular component (GO): nucleus
Molecular function (GO): ATP hydrolysis activity
Source: RefSeq, a predicted model, not a curated record
UCCAAUUAACAACAAUCCUCUGCGCCCCUUUGGCUGGAAAAAAAAGAAAAAAGAAAAUCAGAGAAACCCCCUUGACUGAAAAUCCGGUUUAGACUGUAGUAUUGUAAAACCUGAAGAAACCAAAACGGUACAUUCUCGUGAAAUCAAAUCACUAAAUCCCUCAAAUUGAAUUAUUUCUCAAUGUCGCCUGAGAAGCCCCCAAUCGAUGUCGUCGAACUCGACAGUAGCGACGACGAAGGCGCCGGCGUCAUCGGAAAGAGAAAACCAGACAUGCCUCCCGGAGGAAAUUCACUGAGUAAAUCACCGGUAAUAGAAAAUCCCAACGCGAUUGUUCCAUCCAAUUACAGGCCACUGGAGUCUCGAAGUUUCUGGAAAGCUGGCAAUUUUGAAGUUGGUCGUAUCAAAUCAACUGCUAUACAUGGUGAAUUGGAACAUGCGCGUGUUCAUCCCAAAUUUCUGCAUUCCAAUGCUACUUCUCAUAAAUGGGCGUUUGGAGCAAUAGCCGAGCUUUUGGAUAAUGCUGUUGACGAGAUAAGCAGUGGGGCAACUUUCGUGAAAGUUGACAGAAUUUAUAACCCAAGGGACAACUCUCCUGCAUUGCUCUUCCAGGACGAUGGGGGUGGUAUGGAUCCAGAACGUCUUCGCAAAUGCAUGAGCCUGGGUUAUUCUUCAAAAACAUCAAACUCAACAAUUGGACAAUAUGGUAAUGGAUUUAAGACGAGUACCAUGAGGUUAGGCGCUGAUGUAAUUGUUUUCAGCCGUUCAUCUCAGUCAGGCCGAGCAACUCAAAGUAUUGGUCUUCUGUCCUAUACAUUUCUUCGGAGAACAGGGCAAGAUGAUGUGAUUGUUCCAAUGAUCGAUUUUGAUAUCUCCGACCAUUGGGCUGAACCAAUACUAUGUGGCUCUCAAGAUGAUUGGUCAACUAACUUGAAAACAAUCCUUGAGUGGUCCCCUUUUGCAACAAAGAUGGAUCUUAUGCAACAGUUUGAGGAUAUAAAAUCACAUGGAACUAAGAUUAUAGUCUACAACCUAUGGCUGAAUGAUGAAGGAAUUUAUGAGCUGAACUUUGAUGACGAUGAUGAGGAUAUAAUGUUGAGAGAUGAAGCUAAUUGUGGAAAUACAUCAAAAACAAACAAGAGAGCGCUUGAACAGCAAUCCCAUAUUUCCUAUCGCUUACGCUACUCACUAAGAGCAUACACAUCCAUAUUAUACCUCAAAAAAUUUACAAAUUUCAGUAUCGUACUAAGAGGGAAGCCUGUUGAGCAGUUUAAUAUUCUUGAGGAGUUGAAGCACUCAAAAGUAAUCACCUACAGGCCACAGCUUGCUGUGACAUCAAAGGAGAUCUUGGUUGAAACAACUUUAGGUUUCGUCAAGGACGCUCCAUCACCAGUUUGUGGAUUCAACAUUUACCACAAAAAUCGCCUCAUCAGGCCAUUCUGGAAAGUUACUGCAGAUGGUUCUUCCAAAGGAAAUGGUGUUGUUGGUGUUCUGGAAGCAAAUUUCAUAGAACCUGCACAUGACAAGCAAGAUUUUGAAAGAUCAUCUCUGUUUUUCAAGCUGGAGACUAGGCUAAAGCAAAUGGUGAUGGACUACUGGAAAGGUCAUUGUCACCUGAUAGGACUGAAGCCUCUUGAACCACAUUUGCAAAAUCUUCAGAGAGAGCAAGCGGCUAAUGCUCAAAUACAGUCGCCAACUAUUAACUAUCAGCCAGUUACCGGCCUUGCAGCUCAUCCCAGGCCAGAUUUCCGUUCUGUGCAGAGUGACAAAGUGGGAAGAACCAAUUCCAGUAGGGAAUUGCCAGCUGUACAACCUAUCACAGGGAAUGCAACUGGAUCUGUUCAAAAAGAUACACAACUAGCCAGUUCAAGUUGCAUGUCAAUUGAUCAGAUUUGUGAAGAGAAUAUCCAACUCUUUAGGAGGUGUGAGUCAUACAUCCAAAGGGAAACCGAGUUGAAACGUACAAUAGAGGAGCUUGAGAAAGAGUUAGAGGACACUAAAAAGAAAUCUGCCGAUCUUUCUUCACGCCUGGAAAGUCAGAAAAAGCUUAAACUUCUGAAACAAUUUGGGUAGAAGGCAUAGCAAAGGGUCUAUCCUCUCAUGAAUUGUAUGCAUUCGGCUUGAUCAUGUUGAAUUGAUAACCGUAGGCUUCUCGGUGCCUCUUCCAGGGAAAAUCUUCAACCUUCCA